AUGAGCCCACGUGAUAUGAUUCUGUGGUGCCAAAUUCCACUUCAACACACCCUCACCUUCAGUCCAACCAACUCCAACCCUCGAGCUCAACGCCCUCUCCUAUCCUCCAAGAUGGAUUCCAGCAAGCAGCCCGUUAAGCUCGUCAAGGUGACCCGUGUCCUCGGCCGCACCGGAUCCCGUGGUGGUGUCACCCAGGUCCGCGUCGAGUUCAUGGACGAUACCUCCCGCUCCAUCAUCCGCAACGUCAAGGGCCCAGUCCGCGUUGAUGACAUCCUCUGCCUGCUCGAGUCCGAGCGCGAGGCCCGCCGUCUCCGUUAAAAUCAACCAAAACGAAAUUUCGCUCGCGUCGUCUAUUUUGUCUCUCUUCUUCUCUCGCAUAUCCCUUACGACCGACUUUUCAUGAUUACUCUUCGGCCAAAAUCGAGUCCCCCGCCUUUCUUUCUUGCCGUACCUUCAACCUCCUAUCUUCCUCAACCCUAAGCCGCCGCGCUGCCCCAAUC
Penicillium vulpinum is the source of this 500-nucleotide messenger RNA. Its product is annotated as 40S ribosomal eS28 domain-containing protein. The coding region runs from base 1 to 318 and encodes 105 amino acids. Gene Ontology annotation, cellular component: cytosolic small ribosomal subunit; ribosome. NCBI's taxonomy places the organism in Eukaryota, Fungi, Ascomycota, Eurotiomycetes, Eurotiales, Aspergillaceae. Gene Ontology annotation, biological process: translation; ribosomal small subunit assembly; maturation of SSU-rRNA. The transcript has 4 exons. The record is from RefSeq and is a predicted model, not a curated record. Gene Ontology annotation, molecular function: structural constituent of ribosome.